UGAAAACCAUAAAAAAUCAAACGGGAAAAAGCAUUUAUGGACGACGGGAGUAACAAUAUAAUGACACAUUCAUUCAAAUUUUGUUGCCAAAAUAGGAAUCGGGAAAGAAAUUUUUGACUGGCUUAAAAAGAAAAAUGAGAAAAAAAAAUUAAUGAACGGAGAGAGUAAGAAUAAUUCAGAAUCAAAUCCAAUCCCCUUAUAUUAGUCUUCUUCUUAUUCUUGGAUCAAUAGAGCGCCGUGCGGCAUGGAGAUAUUUCACAAAGCCAAGGAGGUCCGGCUGAGGAGCCACCUGAACAAGUACUUGGUGGCGGACGACGACGAGGAGCACACGCGGCAGAGCAGCAGAGGCGGCGCGUCGAGUAAAGGCAGGUGGCGCGUGGAACUCGUGGAGGGCAAAACCCACUUCGUCCGCCUCAGGAGCUGCCACGGCGGCCGCUACCUGACCGCCUCCGACCAACCGUUUCUCCUCGGCAUGACCGGAAAUAAGGUCCUCCUUACCGGUGAAGACAACUCUAGAGAUUUGCGGGUUGAGUGGCAGCCUUUCCGGGACGGAUUUCAGAUAAAAUUGAGGGCUUACGGCGGAACAUAUUUGCGGGCCAACGGCGGAACGCCGCCGUGGAGGAACUCUGUAACGCACGAUAAUCCCCACUCGACUUCAACGCACAACUGGAUUUUGUGGGACGUGGAAGCUGUUCCGGCGCCGGAAACCGAAUCGGUGACGGAUUAUUUGUCGAUGGUGUCUAGCUUUUCUUCUAUCUCCGGUGAACUUUCCGGCUUGGGUUUCGGAUCGCCGGUUUCUGUUCAGUCAAGUUUUUCUCCGGGGAUAACUAAGGCGCCUUCGAUCCAUCUCCCGGCAAUGGAGCUCUUCCAACGGGCGAAGACGGUGCGGCUGCGGAGCCACCACGAGAAGUUCUUAACGGCGGAGGAGGACGAGGAGUCAGUCACUCAGGACAGGAACGGCGCCUCUGCGAGCGCGCGGUGGUCGGUGGAGAUCCCGGAGAACUCCGACAACGCCGUCCGCCUGAAGAGCUGCUACGGCAAGUACUUGACCGCCUCGAACCACCCCUUCCUGCUCGGCAUGACUGGCCGGAAAGUUCUGCAUACUUUGCCGACCCGUCUCGACUCCUCCGUGGAGUGGGAACCUGUCAGGGAAGGCGCGCAGGUGAAAUUCAGGACCAGGUACGGCCAAUUUCUGAGAGCUAACGGCGGAUUGCCGCCGUGGAGGAACUCCGUCACGCACGAUGUACCUCAUAGGUCGGCGACGCAAGAUUGGAUUCUCUGGGAGGUUCAUGUAGUGGAUAUUGUGGUAACUUCCCUUCCCAAACCCCCGCCUCCAUUGGUUGCCCGUUCAGAUUCAUUUCCUUCUGAAUCAGAUUCGCCUUCGACUGCUUCAUUCACUUCUCAGAGCUUUUCUGGUAGAGAGUCGGGUGAUUCUUUGGAUAACACGGUGAAAAUGGUUGGAGAUGGGAGGCUGAUUUUUUACCGUAUAGCUGACGACCGUGGGGAGAUUGAUGAAGGGGUAGAGGAGCUUUGCGUGCCGUUCAAGGGGAACGAAGUGGAGGAGUUGAAGAAGAGACUGGAAGAAGAGACGGGGAUGGACGGCAUUGUUGUUUGCACUCGAAGUGUGUUGAAUGGGAAGCUUUACCCCCUCCGGUUGCAUCUUCCUCCGAACAACGCAGACAUGUCCGUUGUCAUUGUCCCUUCCUCUUGUAAAGUGUUGUUGAAAGAUUUGGAAACGGGAAGAACGCACUUCUAAAAAGCUACCAAAGCUGGACUAGCAUGGAGGAGGAUUAGAAGAUGAUUAUUAUAUUUCUUUGAUUUCUUUUUUAUUUUAUGGGUUCUUAAUUUUUCUUAUUUAGAGUUCUGUUUGCGCUUAUUGGUUUGGUCUGUAAAAAAAGUUUUGUAAAUACAUGGUACUACUUACUAGCGUGUAAUAUACAUAAAAUUGAAACUAUGAUUAUUACUUUCUUCUAAAAGAGGAUAAACUCUAAGGAGGUAA
This is a messenger RNA of Cuscuta campestris, 1999 nucleotides long. Lineage: Eukaryota; Viridiplantae; Streptophyta; Magnoliopsida; Solanales; Convolvulaceae. The record is from the annotation of a GenBank genome assembly.